Messenger RNA from Microtus ochrogaster (prairie vole), 2095 nucleotides. RefSeq names its product interferon gamma receptor 1 (gene Ifngr1). The record is from RefSeq and is a predicted model, not a curated record. Gene Ontology annotation, biological process: type II interferon-mediated signaling pathway. NCBI's taxonomy places the organism in Eukaryota, Metazoa, Chordata, Mammalia, Rodentia, Cricetidae. Gene Ontology annotation, molecular function: cytokine receptor activity; cytokine binding. Gene Ontology annotation, cellular component: plasma membrane.
GAGCCUUGGGCUGCACGGGGACCUUGUCAGACCUGCCACUUGCUCAGGAAUGGACCCGCUGGUCGCAACCAGCAGCAUGAUUCUGCUGGUGGUCCUGAUGCUGUCUGCGGAGGCCGCGAGCAGAGCCGUGACUAGCACCGAGGAUCCAGAGACGCCCUCGGUGCCUGCACCAACGAAUGUUCUGAUUACGUCUUAUAACUUGAACCCUGUCCUGUGCUGGAAAUACCAGAAUAUGCCACAGACUCCCACUUUUACUGCGCAGAUAAAAAACUAUGGGAAGGGAUGGAUUGACUCCUGCACCAACGUUUCGGGUCAUUGUUGUAAUAUCUACGGACAAAUUGAAGACCCAGAAGCAUCUGUUUGGGCCAGAGUUAAAGCCAAUCUUGGGCAGAAAGAAUCUGCCUAUGCAGAGUCAGCAGAGUUUGUUUUGUGCCGACACGGAAAAGUUGGAGCACCGGCCCUGGACAUCAGCGUGAAGGGAGACCAGCUCGUGGUCAAUGUGUUCCACCCUGCGGUGGUUAUAAAUGGAAAGCAGUAUGGGGUCAUGUAUGACGAUGACAGCGCCUGCUACACGUUCUCCUACACCCUAUAUGUGCGAAAAUUUAUAAAUGGGGAGGUCCUGUAUACAAAUCAUAAAAUCGAUAUGAACAAUUGCGAUGAAGAUGGGUGCCAGUUCAACAUCUCAGUGUCCGCACUGGAUUCCAGAUACUGUGUUUCAGUAAACGGACACUCAGAAUACUGGGACAUUAUGACAAAUAAAUCGGAGGACGUCUGUGUUUCCCUUGUCCAUAACAGCAGAAAGGGUGAAAGCUCUGGUUUUUAUGUCAACAAUAGUAAAAAUGGGGAAAAAGUGCCACAUGUUAAGCACUUCACAUUUCUGACCGAAGAUUCGAUUUGGAUUCUGGUUGUUGCUACUCUAACCCUCUUUUUAAUUGUUAUCCUGGUAUUUGCAUAUUGGCAGAUGAAGAAGAAUCCAUGUAAGAGAAAAAGCAUAACGCUACCUAAGUCCUUGCUCUCUGUUGUAAAAAAUGCCACCUCAGAGACAAAACCUGAAUCCAAGUAUACCUCACUUGUCACAUCGUGCCAGCCAACUGUGCUGGAGAAUGAGACCGUGGUCUGUGAAGAGCGCCUGUCCACGGUGGCCCUUCCAGGAGACCCAGGAACAACAGAACACGAAAAACUUUCUAGCGAAGCAGAGACUAUGAUCCCCGAAGGAAGCACUGCUGUGGCCCCCGACAGCCCUCCAACGCCAAUACAGAGAGGCAGUUCUUCCCUUUUGAGUAGUAACCAGUCGGAGCCCUGUAGCCUCACGCCCUACCACUCCAGAAGCGGCUCCGACAGUGGCCUCGUGGGAUCCGGCAGCUCCAUAACCGACUCCGAAUUCCUCCUGCACAGUAACCCGGAAACAAAGACACCAGAACAAGAGCCCGAGCCGAUGAGGAAGGCCCCCACCUCCUUUGGUUAUGAUAAACCGCACGUGCUCGUGGAUGUGCUCGUGGAUGGCGGCGAUGGGAAGGAAUCUUUGAUUGGGUAUAGACUCCCAACAGAUGCCAAGGAGCCAUCCUGAGACCACCUGAGUCCAGCCGACGGCGAAGGAUCGGAUUUUCCUCCGUGGUUUUUCGGCUUUGAUUUCAUGAAAAGGAGUUGUACCUUAGCUGAUACUAACGGCAUGGAACGUCUUGAUUUAGAUCCAUGUGCAAGGACCCUGUGGACACUGCGGAGUUUACUCUGAAAACUUGGAGACUUUUUAAAGGACCGUAUCAUUGCUUAUGAGCUCCUUUCUGGGUGCGUUGUCAGCGGUGAAUUUUCCUCUUGUUAACUUUGCUUCCUGCAGUUGCUGCUUCUCUGUCCUUAGCACCUCAAGGGACAAGUUGGGCAAUUUUUUUUUCAUAUCCCUUCACAAUUGUAAGUUCAUGUAUAUAGUAUGUUUAAAGUUUCACUUUGAUGGGAAAGCUGAAAGCUCCUCAAAGUUGGACUUUGAAGUUUACUUCAAGCUGACAGAAUUUGAUAGAACAUCUCAGUGGAAGUUUGUACAUGUUUUUUUUUUUUUUUUUAUGGAGCAUUACUUGUUAUUUUUAAGUAAAAUGUUUUGAAA